AUGAAUUCUCAGAUAUCAUCUCCUACUCCAAGGGACUUUGGUAUAAGGUCUCCACCUCCAAGAGAUGUUGUGAGGUCUCCUCCUCCUCCAAGAGACGAUGGUAUAAGGUCUCCUCCUCCAAGGUCUGUCGGUGUGAGAACUCCUCCUCCAAUGUCUGCUGGUAUGAUGUCUUCGAUGGCUGGUAUGGUGUCUCCUCCUCCGAGAUCUCCUCCUCCAAGGGCCGCUGGUGUGAGAUCCCCUCCUCCUCCGAGAUCCCCUCAACCACGAAGACCUUCACAUCUUCUUCACCACGGUUCAUCCUCUGACCAACGUCUCGGCCAUCUCAUCGCUUACGGCACACUCCCUCCCGAACCCGAUUCUGAACCACCAAUCUUCCAAGAAGUCAUUCCCGAACCCGAACCUUCCAAGCCGACAAACCCGAGCUCCCGAGCCCUACCUCCCGAUCUACUUCGCGGCCUUUUGAUGCUUCUCAUGGCUAUGGACCACAUGGGUCUUGCUCUCAACAGCUGGUCCCACGGCACCGGUCGCGAAACCGAGAUGGAUGGCUUGCCGAUUAAAGAAUGGAACACAGAUUUCGCCUACUUUAUCCGCACGCUUACGCAUCUUUGCGCGCCGGGCUUUACGCUGCUUUUGGGCGUGGGAGUGGUGUAUCUUGGACGAUCGCGAACGAAGCUGGGCUGGUCCAAGCUACGAAUCAUGCAAUACUUUGCUGUGCGCAUGGGAGUUUUGAUCUUUGCGAACUUUGUCAUGGGCUUUGCUAUGACGAUGGGCAAGGUCUGGCUGAUGAACAUGGUUUUGUUUUCGCUCGCCAUUGAUUACUUCCUUGCGGGUAUGCUCUGGUUGGCAAUUGACUCAACGGAGCCUCUUUUGGCGAGCGCUAUUAAUCGCUUCUUCCCCGAGGAGGAAGAUGAUGAGGAGAACGUACCACUGUUGGAGAGUGUAAUUGUCAUCAAGACCAGCCGUGCUGAGCGCAUUUCAUGGCAUGCGCAUAAUGCUCUUCUUGCUGUGCUUGCGCUGGUUACGAUUUGGUGGAACAUUUGGCUUUCGCCAACCCACGGCCACUGUGAGAUCAAGGACCACUCACAGGUCCUCUCUUCCGACAACAGUGGUGGUCCUUCCGAUGGCCCUGCUGUAUCCCACGAUCCCUGGUUCGGCUUCUGGUUCUGGACCACUCUUACACCGCGCGUCAUGUCCGUCUUCCCACCCAUGGCAUGGGUAUCCUUUGCCAUCCUGGGAUUACUCUAUGGUCGCAUCGACGUCGCAAAGACCUGGAACGCUCGAGUCUCUUCUCUGUGCCAUUUGGUCGCAGGUCUAUUUUUCUUCCUCUUCUUUGUCCUCACGCGCGUCGCACACUUUGGCAACCUCUCCGAAGGAUGUCUGCAGACACCUGCCCACGUCGCCCACCCCGAGCGCAACCAGUACCUCGUCUCAGUACAGUCCUUCUUCUACAUCAUGAAGUACCCUCCUGAUGUCGCAUUCUGGGCUUUUACCAUGGCUGGUAACUUUUUCCUUCUUGCCAUCUUCAAAGGUAUUCCCACAAGAGUGGCGAGCCGAUUCACCAUGCUGAUCGACUUUGGACGAGCUGCGUUGUUCUUUUACAUCGUGCACAUGUUCUUCGUCUUCGGCUUUGGUGCUUUCUGGGUGUAUAUGUUUGGUCAUGAUACAGGAAGGAAGAAGCCCAUGAACCCUGAUGUCACGGAUGGUAUUGACAAUCCUUUCGCAUUUCUUGCCAUUUGGGCGAUGGCCAUGUUGUUGUUGUGGCCUGUGGUUAGAUGGUAUAGCCGCUUCAAGGCUACCAAGACUGCAGACUCCCUUUGGAGACUCUUUUAA
Fusarium venenatum is the source of this 1830-nucleotide messenger RNA. NCBI's taxonomy places the organism in Eukaryota, Fungi, Ascomycota, Sordariomycetes, Hypocreales, Nectriaceae. The record is from RefSeq and is a predicted model, not a curated record.